Elaeis guineensis (African oil palm) is the source of this 1954-nucleotide messenger RNA. RefSeq lists its product as uncharacterized. The record is from RefSeq and is a predicted model, not a curated record. Lineage: Eukaryota; Viridiplantae; Streptophyta; Magnoliopsida; Arecales; Arecaceae.
AUCAACCGCUAUAUAUACCCCCUUCGUCCCUCAGGUUUCAUCAUCGUGUCAGAACAAGUCUCAAUCUGCCUCUCCUUUCAUUGAUCAUCAAAGUUUGUUGGGUUUUAUUCCGAUUAAGGGGAGAGAAGAAAAUGUCGAUCUCGCCGAAUUCACCAUGGAGAGGAUGUGCAGCAAACUUCCCUCAACCUGUCAAUGAACAAGACGAGCUCGCAGCCCAAUUUUUGGUAGAAACUGUUUACUACUUUAAUUGCCGUGUUGCGGAUCACACUCUGCCUGACAUCGAGUACAGAAGCAGCGGCAGAGAAGAGGACAUCGUCCACCCUGUCUUUCGCUGGGAUGCUACCCCCUAUGAGCAGGUCUUUGAGAAUGGAUUCCAAGCAAGGCGUCAACAAGGCACUCGCGACGAGGUCUAUUACAAUCUGGAUCGCUACGUCCAUCAUGGCGGUAGGCCUCUUGAUUCCAGGCGGCCGGCCAACUAUGCCUUCGUUAGCACCACGAUUAGCAGCACUUGGCAUCCUACCCUUCCGAACAAUAGGAGAGAGAUGGAAGUAUAUCGAUACGAGAUAUAUGCUCCCGGUGGCAUUUGGGUUGCUGAGACUCUUGGUGCUCGUUAUGGACACCGUUCCCAAGAGGAGGUCACCUUUGUCGCCGGCAUCGCCCCACAAUACAUUCGGUCUGCCCAACACUUCAGGCUUACCCGUGACGGGAGUUUUACAGAAUGGGCGAGAGUAGAAAACGUAAUAAGAGUGAAUCGGAACUUCAAUCCACAAUUGCAUCCAUCGCGACGGUUGCUCAACAUUCAGAGUCCAGUAUUUGAUUACUUAUAUGAAAAUGAUAUCAGAGCGAAUCUAAUCAUUAGGUAUUACCCACCUCAGGCUCAGCGAGAGAAACGACAAGUGUCCGCCGACUCUGACUCCACCGAUUGGUAUGCUCGCGACGUGGCCAACUUUGAGAGCUACAUAAAUGCUGCAUUCCGUUCGUCUCGUAAAAAUGAAGCCUAUCUGUUCAUGAAGAACGAGUAUGUGCUGCUGGACUACGCACCAGGCUCGACAGACGACAGGGUGGUGAAUGGACCGCAUCUUAUCUGCGAUGGGUAUCCAUCCCUCACGGACACAGCCUUUGCAGAAUAUGGAAUAGACUGUGCUUUUGGUGGGUCUGGGUCUCAAGCGUUCAUCUUCUCUGCAAAUCACUGUGCAGAGAUAGACUACGCACCACACACCACAAAUGACAAGAUAAUCAAAGGCCCGAUGACCAUCGCUGCGAUGUUCCCCUUCUUCAAAAAGACGGUGUUCGAAAGCGGCGUCGACGCCGCGUUUGAGUCCACGAAAACUAAUGAAGCUUACCUCUUCAAAGGCAACCAGUAUGCUCUCAUAAACUACGGUUCUGAUUCCCACCUCAUCGCCAUCCGCCUCAUCACUGAAGGCUUUCCUAGUUUGAAAGACACCGACUUUAAAAGUGGAAUCGAAGCAGCGUUUGCUUCGCACAUGACUGAUGAGGCGUAUCUAUUCAAAGGAGAUUCCUACGCACUCAUCAACUUUGCUCCCGGCACCACAGAUGACAAAAUCAUUGGUGGCGUGAAGAAAAUCCUUCCCAAUUGGCCCUCUUUACGUAGCAUCUUGCCUCGCAAAAAUCGUGGUCUUGAUCUUCAUCAUCACACUAAACCUGUUCCCGACCGCGACCAUGAUGAACUUUAAAGAGCCAGUCCCUAAGUAUAUGUAUGCAUGGUAUGCUUUGAAUAAGAGUUUGGCUUGCAUGGUAUGCUUUGAAUGAGAGUUUGGCUUGGUUUGGUGGUUUACAUAUAGUUUGUCUUUCCCUGGAAUAGUAAGGGUGUAAUGGGGAUUUGGGGUAUCUUAUAUUCUCCUCCUCGAGCCACCUUAUCCUCUAGUUAGCAGCUUAGGCUACAGGUGCUUUGUAUCAUUUUAUGUUUGGAUGAAUGUUAUGUUCACUGUUGCCA